Messenger RNA from Podospora anserina S mat+, 510 nucleotides. RefSeq lists its product as uncharacterized. The record is from RefSeq and is a predicted model, not a curated record. The transcript is spliced from 3 exons. Lineage: Eukaryota; Fungi; Ascomycota; Sordariomycetes; Sordariales; Podosporaceae. The coding region runs from base 1 to 510 and encodes 169 amino acids.
AUGCCCUGCCCGUAUGGUUGCCACCCUUCGUACGUGAUGCCCGUCCAGCUUCAGCCUCAGAUGUGCUGUCAUGGGUAUGCGUCCGACAACAUGUCCGGCGCCAUGAACUAUGCCGGAGCCUCAGCUGCCGGGGCUGCUGCUGGCGCUGCCUCUGGUGCCGCCGCGGGUGCCGCCUCGGGUGCCAUAUCCGGCGCUGCUGCCGGGGCUUUCGCGGGUGCUGCCGCCGGAGCGGGAGCCGCUGCUGGAGCCAACUUUGCCAACAACAUGCGGCCCAUGACCCCAGCUGCCAUGACGAUGCCAAUGAUGGGGUACAGCAUGGGUGCCGGACCUGUCUCCAUGGCCGCUCAGUCCUUUGUUUACACUUCUCCCGUCGGGCCCAACACGGGCAUCCCGAUCCAGAUCACGUCCUUUUACCCCAUUGGCACAUUUGUUGGCCCUGGCGGACCUGUCCAGGCGCCUAUGAACGGCUGCGCGCCUCCGAUGGCCAUGCCCUUUCGCCUAGCUCCUUAG